Messenger RNA from Cryptotermes secundus, 3180 nucleotides. It is a transcript of the gene Saf-B, whose product is annotated as scaffold attachment factor B2. The coding region runs from base 118 to 2727 and encodes 869 amino acids. Gene Ontology annotation, molecular function: sequence-specific DNA binding; RNA binding. Gene Ontology annotation, biological process: regulation of mRNA processing; regulation of transcription by RNA polymerase II. The transcript has 17 exons. The record is from RefSeq and is a predicted model, not a curated record. Lineage: Eukaryota; Metazoa; Arthropoda; Insecta; Blattodea; Kalotermitidae. Gene Ontology annotation, cellular component: nucleus.
GUUGCUGUUCAAAGGAAAGCACUUCAGCUUCCGGUAUGUAGAAGGGGCAGAAGGGAUAGGAAGUCGAUAUAAGCGUGCAUUGAGCUUUGAGGGCUUUGAGCGCUUAGUGUAAGUAAAAUGGACGCAGAUGGGGAAAAGCGGAAAUUAAUUGAGCUUCGUGUUGUUGAUCUGCGAGCAGAAUUAGAGAGGCGCAAUUUAGACAAAACAGGUGUGAAAGCUGUUUUAAUAGAAAGGCUACAAAAGGCUCUUCGAGAUGAGGGACAUGAUCCUGAUGAAUAUUUAUUUGAAUCGUCAGAAAAGAAGGCUGUUAAGCGUAUAUCCAAUGCAAAGCGUGGUGAACAAGACGUAGAGUCUGAGACACACAGCAAUGUGGAGGAAAACCACAACGCAGACAUGGAUGAGGAGCGUGAUAUAGAAGUGGAUGCGGAUGAGAAUGCAAAGAAGGAUUUGAAGGAGGACGAGGCAGGUGAUGAAGCUGAAUCCACACAGAUGAAAGAUGAAGUCCUGGACAAGAUGCCAGUUGUCGUGUUGAUGGCUGACCCUGCGAUUGAUGCUGAGGUGGAACUGAAAGUGAAGGAUGAACCAGAGGAAGGGGCAAGACCCCAGGUGGAGGAAGCAUGCAGCGAGGCCGACAGGAAUGUGCCCGAAGGGAACGGUGUGGAUAAUGAGGACUCCAUAAACCUCACCAUAGGCGAGGAUGAGGAGAAGUUGCUAGCAGAGGAGGAGGACAGCAGUAGCCAGGAGAAGGAAACAAAAGCUAAUGACUUCCUUGGUGGCGACGGAGUCGACUUGCCUCCCAUCCGAGUGGCAACAACAGCUGCAGGAGCAGACACUGAUGAACGCCGUCGUAAUGCUUCCUUGAUUGUCCCUGUAGAUGAGGAUAGUGCGGUGGCAGGCUUGACUCAGCAAGAGGCAGGAGCCGACGCAAGCAAGAAGGAUUCGCCAGGCCAAGAGGAGAACAAACAUGCUGCAGAGGAAGAGUUGCUAAGCAAGAGCCAAGAGGAUCAGAGUGAUGAUAAAUCUGGCGGAGGAACCAAGAGUUCUGCUGCUGCUGCUGAGUCAGAGUCUCCCAAAGAUGAGAAAGCGGACAAAAAGGGCAAGUGUGUGGGAGGAUCCACAAGUGGGAGCAGUCGCAACCUCUGGGUGAGCGGACUGUCCUCAUCCACACGUGCCACAGAUCUGAAACAGGUGUUCUCCAAGUAUGGCAAGGUGAUAGGUGCCAAAGUGGUGACAAAUGCUCGUACACCUGGUGCCAGAUGCUAUGGCUAUGUCACCAUGGCGACAAGUGAAGACGCUUCCAAGUGCAUCCAGCAUCUGCACAGGACAGAACUACACGGGCGGAUGAUUUCUGUUGAAAGGGCCAAGGGGGAUGCCACAGGGCCGCCCAGGAAGGGUGAGAAUAAAGUAAGCAGCAAUUCAAUGAAGAAGGCAGAGGAGAAGAAACGGCAUGAACGCAGGCUGAGUGCGAGUGCUGCCAUCAAGCAGGAAUCUGUGGACAAGAAGAAAGAGGAGGAAGCCAACUCAGAAGUGACAGAGGUGAAGGACAAGGCCCCAGAAGAUGGGACCCCUGCCAAGGUGGAUGCUGAGGGAGAUCAGGAAGUGUCAGGCGAGGACAAGGAGAAGGCUGCAAAGGCUGCUGAUGGAGUAAAGAAAGAAGGGGGAAAGCACCACAGUCGUGAAGUGUCGCAUGAGAAGAGGGGUCGUCACCGCAGUGUAGGGAGUAGCCAUUACUCUCAUCACAGUCGCAGCCCUAAUAGCCAGCGCCGUGGGUCUCGCCAUCGCUCCUCACCCAGCAAGAAACCUGGUAUCCUCACAUUUGCACAGAUACGAGAAGAGCGAGAGCGUCAAAGACAGAGGGAACGUGAACGGGAGUUGCGAGAGGAGGACAGACGGAGACGUAAUGAGGUUUUGAGGCAGAGAGAGAUAGAGAAGAUGCAGAGAGAGGAGGCUAUCAGACUGGAGCGUGAGAAGGAGAAGUUGCGCCUCGAACGGGAACGUAUAGAGCGGGAACGCAAUGAGCUGAUGCGCAUGGAGAGGGAGCGUCAGAGACUGGAGCGGGAGAGGUUGGAACGUGAACGGGAGGAGCUGAAGCGCCAGCAGAUGAGAUUUGAAGAGUCACGUCGCACAGUGAAACGACCAUCCAGUGACCGCCGGGAUUCCUACCAAGAGGAGAGAAAACGUGUUGCAACUGAACGUCGCUAUGAUGGAAGUGCGCGCUUUGAUGAUGGAUCUAGAUUUGAGCGUGGCCCAAGUUUCCGAGUUCGUGAAGAGCGGCGCAGUGAGAGUGACCAUCGUACUAAGGUUGAUGUGCGUCACUCGAGGGACAGAUACCCAGAGUCAUCUAAAGGAGAGAGCCGUUACACAGAUCGUUCGGGCGACACUUGGCAUGCGGGUGGAGGCCCACCAGCAGUGAAACCAUUCAGCUCUAUGGGCAGUGGAGGAGUGCCGCCUCGAGAUACUUGGGGCCCAUCCAGUGACAGGAAGGCAGACAGCAGCCAGAGCUGGGGGGCCUCGGACAGGUGGGUGAGUGGCAGUGGAGGCCCAAUGGGAACAGUGGGCCGUGGUGGUCCGGGUAUGGGUGGGCCAGGUUCAAUGUACAGCAACCCACAGAAUGUGACACCCAACAUGUCGGGCAUGAACAUUGGAAUGUCCAGCAGUGGUGGGCCCUAUGGUGGCGAUCGCUUUGAUGCAUAUAAGCAGUCAAUGGGUCCUGUACGCAAGUACUGAGCUGUAGCUUUGAUGAUUGGCACACUCAGACUGGACCACAGCACUAAAACAUGUGAAUCACAUUGUCUUGAAACUAGUGUUUUUGUCAUUGAUUCGUGGUAACAGAAGCAAAUUUGUUACAUUUGUGUGUCUCCAGGAUUUUAGAAAGUAAAAUGUGCAGGUUUUAAUCCAGAUCUGGAAAGUAACACAAAUUCAGAGGCAAAACAUUAGACUUGAUUGUGUAAUGCAGGGUUAGCAUUUCUUAUGUGAAGCUAUGGUAAGGGCCCCUUUGAAUGCUGGGGACCUCUGUCAGUCUUGCUCUCCUGUUGACUAAUGUCCAUUCCCCUGGGGGUACUUCUCUCUUUUUUUUUUCUGUAAUUUUAACAACACUGAAAUGAAAGUGCUGCAGACCUAGCAUUUGCUAGAUGUUUGAAUGUAUGUGACUUGUUGUAAUAAAGCCCUACUUCAACAUGA